Messenger RNA from Bufo bufo (common toad), 3803 nucleotides. RefSeq names its product integrator complex subunit 3 (gene INTS3). The coding region runs from base 468 to 3524 and encodes 1018 amino acids. The transcript has 30 exons. The record is from RefSeq and is a predicted model, not a curated record. Lineage: Eukaryota; Metazoa; Chordata; Amphibia; Anura; Bufonidae. Gene Ontology annotation, cellular component: cytoplasm.
CCGUCGGCUGCUUGUGGGCUUCGGGAUGACUUCCUGUGUGCGCUCGGAGCGGGGUGAGAGCUCCCGGUACCGGCCUGAAACGUGAGGCGCACAGUGAAGCCGACACAGACCUGCGACUUAUCGCUCCCGUCCCUCACAGCAGCACAUUCCUUCUAGAGCCCCCACAGUGUUAUUCUGGGGGGCCCAAUACGGCCCUUAACCCCUUCAGCUCAGCCGGGGGUACCCCAUCCUCCUCAUAUGGCCUGUACCUAGGACCUGGGGUACCCCCCCAUAGAGCAGCCCCCCAAACCCUGCAGGGGCCCCUUAUGCUUUGUGGAGGCACCCCCUUACGAGUCCUGUAGAGCGGAGGCCCCCUUUAUACUCCCCGCGCCCCCCCCUUUAAAUGUCUGGUGAGUUGUCGACUAGAAGUCGCUGCUCCCCAAAUCGGAGCGCCCCCCACUGACCGCCGGACCGCCAACACCCCGAAAAUGGAGCAGAAAUCCAAGGGCAAGCUGCUGAUCUCCACCAGUCUGGACGCCAAAGACGAGCUGGAGGAGAGGCUGGAGCGCUGCGUGACACUGGUGACAUCCAUGACGAGUGGCGUCUCGGAAAGAGAGGCCAACGACGCGCUGAAUGCUUAUGUCUGCAAAGGAGCCAGUCAGCAUGAAGAGGUUUGCCUGGGGCUCUUCACCCUGGUGCUGUCUGAGCCCGCGCAGGCACAGAAGUGUUACCGCGACCUCGGCCUCGUCAGCCGCGAUGGGAUGAACAUCGUCCUCAACAAAAUCAACCAGCUCUUAAUGGAAAAAUACUUGAAGCUGCAGGACACGUGUCGGACGCAGCUGGUGUGGCUGGUGAAAGAGCUGGUGAAGAGCAGCGUCCUGGGGGCGGACGGCGUGUGCAUGACCUUCAUGAAGCAGAUUGCAGGGGGCGACAUAUCUGCUAAGAAUAUCUGGCUGGCUGAGAGCGUACUGGAUAUUCUGAUGGAUCAGAGGGAGUGGGUGAUGAAGAGCAGCAUCCUCAUCGCCAUGUCCGUGUACACCUACCUGCGGCUGAUCGUUGACCACCAUGGUACUCCCCAACUCAUGGUGCUGAGGCAGAAGGAGGUGGACUUCUGUAUCAUGCUGCUGAGAGAGCGGUUCAUGGAUUGCUUCAUGAUUGGUCGCGACCUGGUGCGGCUCCUGCAGAACGUUGCACGCAUUCCGGAGUUUGAUUCGUUAUGGAAGGACAUGCUGCACAACCCGCCGGCCCUGAACCCCCAGUUCACAGGAAUCCUGCAGCUCUUACUGUCUCGCACGUCCCGCAAGUUCCUGGCGUGUCGUCUGACCCCCGACAUGGAGACCAAGCUGCUGUUCAUGACCUCCCGGGUCCGCUUCGGGCAGCAGAAGAGGUAUCAGGACUGGUUCCAGCGCCAGUACUUGUCCACGCCGGACAGCCAGUCCCUGCGCUGCGACCUGAUCCGCUACAUCUGCGGCGUCGUCCACCCGUCCAAUGAGGUCCUGAGCUCUGAUAUCCUGCCGCGCUGGGCCAUUAUCGGGUGGCUCCUGACCACCUGCACGUCCAAUGUCGCCGCGUCCAACGCCAAGCUGGCGCUCUUCUACGAUUGGCUCUUCUUCAGCCCGGAAAAAGACAGCAUCAUGAACAUUGAGCCGGCGAUCCUGGUGAUGCAUCAUUCCAUGAAGCCGCACCCCGCCAUCACCGCCACGCUGCUGGACUUCAUGUGCCGGAUAAUACCCAAUUUUUACCCAUCGCUGGAGGGACACGUGAGACAAGGUGUAUUCAGCUCUCUGACCCACAUCAUGGAGAAGAGGGUCCUGGCACAUUUGGCUCCACUCUUCCAUAACCCCAAGUUGGACAAGGAGCUGCGGUCGAUGCUCAGAGAGAAGUUCCCCGAGUUCUGUAACCUCCCGUCUCCAGCCUCAGAAAUUAAGGCCGAGGAGCCUGUUUCCAUGGAGAUGGACAGCAGUCUUGCAGACAAAGACGAGAGCUGCUACGACAACGCGGAGGCCGCCUUCAGUGACGAUGACGAGGAGAUGAACAGCAAAAGUGCAGACAACGGGAAGAAGAGGGAGUUCCGCUUCCACCCCAUCAAGGAGCCGAUCAUCGAGGAGCCGGUGGACAUCACCCCGUACCUGGAGCAGCUGGAGGAGCCGCUCAGAGAGAAGGUUGUCGCCCUGCAGAAGGAGAGUGACAUGGAGUCGCAGUGUGAGCUGAUGCAGGACAUCGUGGAGCAGAUCCUGGAGGACGACUUUGACUCGGAGCAGCUGUCGGUGCUGGCGUCCUGUCUCCAGGAGUUAUUCAAGGCACAUUUCCGGGGCGAGGUCCUUCCGGAGGAGAUCACGGAGGAGUCCCUGGAGGAAUCGGUGGGGAAACCACUGUAUCUAAUAUUCAGAAACCUGAUCCAGAUGCAGGAGGACAGCAGUGGCUUCUCCCUGCUCCUCGACCUUCUCUCCGAGCUUUACCAGAAGCAGCCCAAGAUUGGCUACCACCUGCUGUACUACCUGAAGGCCAGUAAGGCGGCCUCGGGGAAGAUGAACCUGUACGAGUCGUUCGCUCAGGCCACACAGCUGGGGGAUCUGCACACCUGCCUGAUGAUGGACAUGAAGGCGUGCCAGGAGGACGACGUGCGGCUGUUGUGCUACCUGACGCCCUCCAUCUACAGCGAGUUCCCAGAUGAGACGCUGCGGAGCGGGGAGCUGUUGAACAUGAUUGUGGCGGUCAUUGACUCGGCCCAGCUGCAGGAGCUGGUAUGCCACGUGAUGAUGGGGAACCUGGUGAUGUUCCGCAAGGACUCGGUGCUGAACAUCCUGAUUCAGAGCCUGGAGUGGGAGACCUUCGAGCAGUACUGCACCUGGCAGCUCUUCCUAGCACACAACGUUCCCCUGGAGACUAUCAUCCCCAUCCUCCAGCAUCUGAAGUAUAAAGAGCACCCGGAGGCGCUGUCCUGUCUGCUGCUACAGCUGAGGCGAGAGAAGCCAACAGAGGAAAUGGUGAAGAUGGUGCUGAGCCGCCCGUACCACCCCGACGACCAGUUCACCACCAGCAUCCUGCGGCACUGGUGCCUGAAGCACGACGACCCCCUGGCCGAGCACAUCAAGUCCCUGCUCAUCAAGAACAACAGCCUCCCCCGCAAGCGCCAGAGCCUGCGGAGCUCGAGCAGUAAGCUGGCGCAGCUGACGCUGGAGCAGAUUCUGGAGCAUCUGGAUAACCUGCGACUGAACCUGUCCAACACCAAGCAGAACUUUUUCAGCCAGACGCCCAUCUUACAGGCCCUGCAGCACGUCCAGGCCAGCUGUGACGAGGCGCACAAGAUGAAGUUCAGCGACCUUUUCUCAUUGGCCGAGGAGUAUGAAGACUCAACAAAACCGCCCAAGAGCCGGCGGAAAGGUCCCAUGACGAGUCCGCGCAGCAGGAAGAACGCGGCACAGCCCGCUAAUACGGAGGAGGAGUCUGCGUCCAGCAGUGCCUCGGAGGAGGAAGAUGCAAAGCCGAAACCCACAAAAAGGAAGCGGAAGGGCUCGGCGGCGGUCGGGUCAGACAGUGACUGAGGGGCGGAGCCGGAUGAGGGUCACAUGAUUAUUCUCUGGUCUGGAUCGGGCAGAUGCCAUCUUCACAGAGACCAAGCUCGCAGGGGGCACAGCCAGCUCCCCUCCCCCACACGGGAUGCCCGCGGCAGGAUGUUUAUACUGAAGCAAAUUUAAUAUUUUCUUACUGGACUGUAAAUAAAUGUCUCCUGGCGGCGAAUAGCGCGCCAACCGGGCGAUUUAUACCGCAAGAUAUUUUACAUCACAAAUAAAAGAAUUCCUGACAACCAGGUCUGCUCACUG